GCUAUCAAAUGCAUAUCCACUUGUCACACGAGAAGCCUUGAGAGCGCUGCGAUCGAGGUAUCCAGGCAACACAGCGGUGGAAGAGCUAGAGAAAACGGUUAUCAAGGAGGGUAGAACGGGCUUAAAGGAAGGCCACCUUUACCAUGUGUGGAGAUUGGAUUAUCUUGUCAAAGAUGCUAUACUUUAGGAUCUUAUUCAGAUCAUCGCUGCGCAUCUAGCGUUCGAGCGCUUCGUUUCCAAAGCGUACGAUCCAUUCGCGAGGAUGACCGCUCCGUUGAAUUAUGACCCGCUUAUGGAUGACGAAAAUGAAGAGGAGUACGAGGAUGAUUACGACGACCAGAGCGGAAGUCACUCUCGGCCACCACUGUACACUAAAGACACCCUAUUCCAGAUUAUCGACUGGAAGCCCACGCUUUGGUGGAUUCCAAAUAAAGGAGACAUUGACAGGGUUGCGAAAUAUCUUCCAGCCGCACCAGAACGUAGAUCUUUCCACAAUGGUCGCAUUAAGAGAUUCAAAGAAUACUUCUCGGCAGCGGCAGCUGCCAUUCAAUUCCUUGAGCGUCUUACAUCCCAAAAGCGUGCGCAAGUGCGCAAAAUUGUUAUCCAGAAAGAUUACACGAGCAUAGGACUCUCCCAGACCCACGCACGCGGUCUUGUUCCAUAUUUGCUCGAAAAUCCUAGACUUCGGAUAGAGCGACGCGUCGACAUCUGGGGGACUGUGCUUAACCCCAAUAGCGAGCGUUCCGGCGAUGUCCGGCGCUGUCUCGAGGAAGUUGCAGCGUGGAUACACGAAGCAAGGAUGCCAUGGAUUAUGGACCUGCCAACGGGUUCUUUCUCCUUGGUCUUACAUGCCCCUACUAAGAGAGCCAGUCAGCUCCUCUGCAAUGCCAUGAUUGGGGCUGCGCUAUGGCAGGAAGGCGCUGAAGAACUGACACGCCGGAGGGGCGAGCAGUGGGGGGUUUCUGUAGUCGAUGACUUCGUCGACGUUAUAAAGGCGGUGGUGCGCGGCGAUGUUCCGGUGCGUUUCGAGGCAGACAUGGGCGAGCUAUGGGAUAUAGACAAGAUCUUGCGCGAGCACUCUGGCCAGUGGCCCCGCACAGUUGGGGGACGCGUUGCCUUUUUCCAUUUCGAGAUGCUUGAUGGAGGCUGGGAAGCGGAUCGCGCAGAGUAUAUGGAGGAGGUUGAGCGGACGGAUGGAAUGGACGGUUGGGAUCUAAUGGUAGCGGAGGAUUAGCAGGGCAUAACUACAAUGAGGGCAAGAUGGUGAUGUCGACUAGCAAUUCUUCUAUUCGCAGAAAAUACGUGUCGUUACAAUGCGAAAACGUCGAAACGUUUGCGUAGAGUUGCAUGUGGAGGGCGCUGGCCGUGAUCG
Alternaria rosae is the source of this 1372-nucleotide messenger RNA. RefSeq lists its product as uncharacterized. The transcript has a single exon. The coding region runs from base 263 to 1234 and encodes 323 amino acids. NCBI's taxonomy places the organism in Eukaryota, Fungi, Ascomycota, Dothideomycetes, Pleosporales, Pleosporaceae. The record is from RefSeq and is a predicted model, not a curated record.